AUGAAUUUUACAUUAUCAAGGCGUACAGAGCAGGCACAAAGACGUAAAUCAAUUGCACUAAGAGGACAACCUGCUCCUGUAAAUGAGAACUCACCUACGGAUUGCUUAAAAGAACCCAUUUCUCAACUUGCCUCGUCAUUCGAAACUUUACAAAAAAAUUUCGAAGAAUUGCAGGUAGUUCAUGACUCGUUUGCUGAAUUUAAUGAGUCUUUUUCGGCUUUUCUAUAUGGAUUGAAAAUGAAUGCCAAUUGUAUAGAGUUUAGUGAGGCACCGAUAAAGGAAGCUUUCUCUAGAUAUACAAAUAAAAAAGUGGGGACACCCAGAAAAUCUCCGUUCAAGUCGCCACGCAAAUCCCCUUUCAAAUCGUCACGUAAAACGCUCGCUAAGGCACAACUCACUUCAUCCUCUGUUAAACAUUUUCAAUUUCCUACUUCACUUAUAAAAAAUAUUCAAUCACCCGAAUCAACGCCCAUUCCAACACCUACUAAAAUACCACCACCAAAUUUUAUUAAAAGAGUAAUCGAAGGAUUACCGUUGAAGUAUCGUGAACAACAGCCACAUAGGACAAAUGUAGAAGAUUUACUUAGACGACUAUUCGCAAAUCCAAAAGGGCUUAAAUUUGAAGAGAUUAUGCAAAAAAGUAAAUUACAACGCGUUCGAUGUAACGAAUAUCUGGUUGCUCUUGUUCAUGCUAAAGAAGUUACUAAAGAGAAUGUUAUUGGCUCAGGGCAAAACGUCACAUGUAAAUCUGAUCAUUUAUCACUGAAUUCUGCCUAUAUUUCAUUGUUUUUGACCCGUUUCCCUGAAAAGAAAGUAAUGACUCUCGAUACUGCCGGCAAGGUUUUUAGCGUCGCGGGUAGAGGUUUAAAAUUGGAUACUACCCAAGAUGUUCAAGAGUUCGUCGAUACAAUAAUUGGAGCAAAAGACCUUGAAGAAGUAGUGUUGAGCGGGAAUACCUUUGGAGUUGAAGCUGCUCAAGCUAUUGGUCGUGCAUUAAAAGAAAAAACGGAGCUUAAGAUUUUGAAUGCGGCAGACAUCUUUACUGGUCGGCUUCGCGAAGAAGUUCCUCCCGGUGUAAAAGCUUUAUGUGAUGCAUUAAUUGACAAAGAAAAACUUGUUGAAGUAAACUUUAGUGAUAAUGCCUUUGGACCUGCUGGUGCCGAACCCAUGGUUGAUUUUCUUGUUCAUAAUAGAUGGUUUCAAGUUCUUAAAAUCAACAAUGUCGGUCUUGGUCCACGUGGUGGCAACAUUAUUGGAAAAGCAUUACUUGAAGCAGCACAAAUUAAUACUAAAGAGAAUCAUUCAUCACCGCUCAGAACAAUUGUUAUGGGUAGAAAUCGGCUGGAGAAUGAUUCGAGCAAAACGCUUGCUAACGCCAUUGCAGCACAUGGGAAUUUAGUAGAAAUCAUAAUGCCACAAAAUGGUAUCCGGCCUGACGGAAUUAUUACUUUUUCGCAAGGGUUUGCUGCUUGUAAGAAUUUGGAAAUACUCGAUUUACAGGAUAACACAUUUACCGAUACUGGUUCCCGCGCAUUUGCGCAGGCUCUUCCGAAUUGGCCUAAUCUAAAGUUACUAAAUAUCGGAGAUUGUUUGUUAAGUGAAGAGGGUGGUAUUGUUGUCGCAGAAGCUCUCUUAUUGGGACAUAAUACUAAACUCCAUACUCUGAAUCUUCAGUACAACGAAAUUGACAAGAAAGGAAUCGAUAUACUGGCAUCUGCAAUCUCUUCCCAUCUCAAAAAUUUAAGUUCUCUCGAAUUGAAUGGCAAUAAAGUCUUAGCUGAGGACGCAUCCAUCAAAAAGGUCAGCAUGGCUUUAGAACUUCAUGGGUUUCCCGAAGCUCUCGGUGAAUUGGACGAUAUGGAAGUUACGGACGAAGAAGGAGACGAAGAGGAUGUGGAACCUAUACCCAAAGGUAAAGAACCUAUUUUACAAAUUCAAAAAGGGGCAAAUACAGAAGAGAAUCUGGAAGAUGUUGAAUCACCAUCGAUAUUAAAUGAAGGUCAAGUGGAACAACUAACUGAGAGCUUCUCUAGGAUCUCUCUUUCCUCUUAG
This is a messenger RNA of Ambispora gerdemannii, 2052 nucleotides long. Lineage: Eukaryota; Fungi; Glomeromycota; Glomeromycetes; Archaeosporales; Ambisporaceae. The record is from the annotation of a GenBank genome assembly.